Messenger RNA from Bombyx mori (domestic silkworm), 4441 nucleotides. It is a transcript of the gene gzl, whose product is annotated as E3 ubiquitin-protein ligase RNF13. Lineage: Eukaryota; Metazoa; Arthropoda; Insecta; Lepidoptera; Bombycidae. The coding region runs from base 511 to 1701 and encodes 396 amino acids. The record is from RefSeq and is a predicted model, not a curated record. The transcript is spliced from 12 exons.
UUUUUGCACCAAGCGAGUAAAUGAGUGAAGUUAUUCAUUUCAGUCGUAGUUUAAUUAUCGAAAUUAGGCUUUCAUAUCAACAAUAAGCCUAUUCUUGUUGUUAAGCUAGUUAUAAAGCUGUAAUUCUUAAUACCGAGUUUUCGUUAUAUUCCGCAAAUGCAAUUCUAAAUUUACAUUUUGCGACGGGAUUAUAAAGUAUUUUUAGUUUCUGUUUGUAUGUAAUAUUUUCAUCUUGUGCUUUGUGCGAACGACUAUAUUAUUGUUGUCGUUACACACGUGAUUCGAGGACGAGGCUUGUUUACACAAAUCAAAUUAAUUUAAAUAAGUUAAUUUAUAAUGAACAUUUGUGAAAUGAUAGUUUAUUGAAUACUAAGUGUGCUUUUGAUUACGAAACAUUUUAUCAACACACUUCCUUUUGUGCCUAGAACAAUGUCCUCUCGUCGUCCGAAGACUUCAAUAAGAGUAUGAUCGACGAAUUCGGGGUGCAAGAAUAACAUGAACUGAACUAAAAUGCUGUCCAGAGUCAUAAUAGUACUAUGCGGCUUCUUCACGGCGGUCUGCUGUAACAUCAUUGUUUACACGCAGACGAUACCACAUGCGAUAAUGGAGGAAUUCCGCGACAUCCCGGCUAGUUUCGGCGAGGAACUGCCGCCGGAGGGUCUGCGCGGACUCCUGGUCGAGGGCGUCCCGGCUGACGGAUGCACGGCCCUGGAUAAACCGCCCGUUGUCGACAGCUUUACCGGGAAAUGGAUCGUACUCGUAGCCAGAUACAACUGCAGCUUCGAAGUGAAGAUACGCAACGCGCAGGCGGCCGGCUUCGAUUGCGCGAUCGUGCACAACGUGAACUCGAGCGAUUUGGAGAAAAUGUCGGCUAAGAAUCCGGAGGGCAUCGUGAUACCUUCAGUGUUCGUCAGUGACGUGGCCGGCGACAUACUGGCAGCGGAAUACCAAUAUAAUGCCGGUUUCUUUAUAAUGGUGAACGGCGACCUACCGUUCAACAUCAACACGCACCUGCUGUUGCCCUUCGCAAUAGUGGUCGUGCUCUGUCUACUCGUCAUAUUUAUAUUUAUGAUAGUGAAAUGUAUAAAAGACAGACGCAGAGCCAGAAGGCACCGCUUACCGCAUCGUGCGCUUUCGAAGAUACCGACGUGCAAGUUCAGCAAGGGCGACCCGUACGACACGUGCGCCAUCUGCCUUGACGACUACCAGGAGGGGGACCGCCUGCGCGUGCUGCCCUGCGCCCACGCUUACCACAGCGCGUGCAUCGACCCGUGGCUGACGCAGAACAAGCGCGUGUGUCCGGUGUGCAAGCGCCGCGUGGUGUCCGCCGGCGAGCCCCGCCCCCGCCGCUCCUCCUCCUCCUCCGACUCCGACACCGAGCCGCUCCUGCCGCAGCCGCGGGACCAGGGAGGAGGAACAUUUGAAGAGCAACGCGAGAAUCCUUUCGUGCGAGCGGCGAGAUUCAUGUCGAGGUUGCGGGCUCGAAAUAACCAGAAUAGUGCUGAUGCAGAGGUCCCUCCUGAACUAGAAGAUAGUCAAGAAACGUCUGAUCAGGACGAAUUGAACGGCAGUACCGAGGCGCAGCCCCUGCUGGAGGAGCGCGCCCCCCACUCCAUCAACGGCUCCUCGCGCGGGGAGAUCGGGGUGGCGGCGCUGCCGGCUCCCGCCUACCACUCGCUGCCGCGGUACAUCGACUUAUGAGCCAGUACCCCUGCGCCGCACGACCCCCGCCCCCCGCACCGCCCCCGCCCAGCCGCGCCCCAACCAUCACCAAAACGUCACAAGGAGUUUACGUUGCUUUUAGUUCACGAACUACAUGUAAAGUUAUCCGCCAUUUUGAAUACAGAUGAUACGCAAAGCGAAUCUGUUUUUUUUUUUGUAAAAUCUUUUUUGUAGUUUCUCGUGAAAAGGUCAGAUUAUUAUUAUAUUUAAUGGUAAAAUGUUACAGAAACAAAUGUUGUUAAUACAGUUUUUUGUGUACUAAAACUUUGAAAGUAUAAGUUUAAUGGAAAAAAAUGGUUAUUAAAAUGCUAAUGGUGAACGGAUUUAAGGUAUUUUUAAAUAAUAUCUGGUUGUUACGAUUGAAAUCAACUAAAACCCCGGACGAGCUGAGGAUGGGUGCGGAACAUUAUUUAUGUAAAAAAUUUCGAAUAAAAAGCCGAGAAUAAUGUUUUAAAUUAUUCACUAUUGAAAGCCACGGACUUUUGUUAUUUUCAAUUAAUUUGGUCUAAUUUUCAUUUAUUAAUUAAAUCUUUUUUUGAAACACUAAUAUGAUAUCGAGAGGCGAAAAGCCAUUUGGUAUCAGCGAUAUUUUUACAAAUUUACAAGAAGCCAUUUAAAGUUUAAAACUUUUUUUAAAAAAAUUCUUAACAAAAAAAAAAACUUCAUCUAUUUGAAUGAUGUAAACUCAAUUGAAGUUCAAUUAAAAAUAUCGAUUUUUUUUAUACUAAUACCAAGUAAAAAUGAACUUUGAUUACUAAGAGAUAUGUCGCUUAGACUAAAUAACCUUUCACCUCUCGAUAUAAACUUAGCUCAGUGGACUUACUGGGCAGCGAGGAGUGUGUUUAGUAACAAUUCUAAAAGCUCAAAAAGUCAAAUAACAAUCCACUCCGCUUUGUAUGCAAAUUUACAAUAUCCCCUUAACAUCAACACUUAGACGCACUGUGUUUAGUUAAAAUAACAUAAUUUUUUAAAAAAUAUACUCGGAAGACAUAAAGUCAUAUGUGUGGUAGAUUUCACUUGGCCCUUAGUUUUGGUUUCGAGAUUAAUAUUUAUUAUUUUAAGAUUUUAUAAAUCAAUAAAUGAUCUUAAAAUGCGAUAACACUACUUAUAUUGUUUUUUUUUUUGUCAGAAUUACAGUUUCUUUCUUUUUUUUAGUUUAUGGCUAAAAGUUUUUUUUUUUUGUCAUUCAGAACCAAAUCUAAAGAUUUGUCAGAGAACUGUUUCACUAAAUAUAUAAACCAGGGAAACUUAUGAAAACAAUCUUCGAGUGAUUUAAGUCACAAUUGUGUUGUUGGUUAUUUUUAGGAUAACAACAGUACAGAUGUAGCCAUGAUGAUAACAUUAAAUACGGCGAUUAAACUUUAUAUAAAUAUAUGCAAGCUUGAAGUUUAAAAAGAUACCCCACUAUUUAUCUCGUCUAAUACAACGUAAAAUACAUACAAUCAUAAUCCUGACACGAUAUUCUAAAGUCUGCAAAAGGAAAUAAACGAACAAACAGAUGGAUAGCUUUAUGCAGAAAAGUCUUAAGAAGUUAAUUGUUUGCGUAAUCGAACCGAUGCGGUGACCGAAGUCCUCUCUCUCUCUGCUCUCUGGUCACGUGGAUGCUUUCUUAAGCUCCCGAUAACUGGUAGCUCGCUAGGCACGGGUUGGCAUUGCUAAUGGCGUUGACAACGACUCCGUUUGAACCGCUAGCUCGCUGCCAGCGUUGUCAGCUAAUGAAAAAGCUAACUAGAAGGUCAGUUUUAUAUUUGUGAAUAGAAUAAAAUUUUCGGCAUCCUUGUCGGAUGGACUUCAUUGAAAUAUUUGGAACGAUCUUCACCGCUCGGCAAGGUCGAACAACAAUAUGUAUUAUAUAAUAAUAACUUAUAAUUUAGUACGUAAGUGUAUAAAUUUUAUUAUUAAUAAGGGUUUAAUUUCACGGUUUUAAUUCGUUCACAUAUAGAAAGCGCACGUUAUAUUUUUGUAUCAUACUGCCUAUUUGUAGUUAAUUGUUUUAGUUCGUUUUAUCAUAUUGACUGUACGCGUGACAUAUUAUUAUGUUGGCAGAUUAUUAGAAACGUUAUGGCCGCCCCAACUAGAGACUUAACCCUGAGUAAUUAUGUCGAUUUCUCUCUUCGAUUUUCGUACUAAGACGUCGGAAUAUCUAGUAGACUUUGGGAAAGACAAAUCCGAAGAUACUGUGAAUAAAUCUAUUUCUAAGAGACUUGAAGGCUUCCACGCGUACCUUCGUACGCGGGCAAAAGCUAGUAAUAAAUAAUGGUAGGAACCCAUUAACCAACAUUAUUAAAAAUGUAGAUACGCAAAUAAGUUUAAAACAAUUGGUAGUAGUAUAAGUAUAUGAUUAUGUAAAUUAGUAUCACAUUACUGCCUGAUGGUUUUUCUUUUCAAUAUAUUUCCAGUAUACAUUAACAACGAAAAAAAGGCAAAGUUAGGCAAUCCAGGCGCUUAGUAACAGAAAUCGACGUAAUUACUUGAGUGCGCCGCGCAGGUCACCGGUGACCUACGCGGCAGUCAAAGGGUUAAGAUGGCCACUGUUAGUACUGAGAUUUGUAAACUAAAUGUAUGUUAUAAUUCCGAGGCCCCGCCAACCGCCGUUCCCUGUCGACUCCAAUGAACCACGGCAUCCAGUAAGCAAGACUGCGAGAACGCCAUCUUCGAAUGCAAUUAAUAAAUAAUAAUUAAUGUUUUGUACGAAGAGAAUUAAAGUUAUAAUGUUUGA